AAACAUUUCACAUUAUAUCAUAUACCUAGGUAGUCAGUAGGUACCUACUGCAAACAGAAGUAGUUCGUUGAUAUAUUUUAUGAGAGAACGUCACAUUAAAUAAUACAAAACAUGGGACGCUGGGCAUGUAUUACAUGUGCAUUACUAAUAUUUCACUUCUUAGCCAAAACUAAUGAAGCAACAGCCGAAAACAAUUUACCGUUCAUCAGUAAAAUUUACAAAUGCGUAAACGAUCAGUGUAUAAUAAGCGAAUUUCAAAAUGAAACUAAGGAAACCAAUGACGUCAAUGAAUCAAUGGACGUUUGCCGAUUAACCUGUGGCCAAUAUGGGUCACUUUGGCCGAGGCCGACUAUAAUGACUACAAUAAAAAAACCGGUGAUUAAAUUUGGACUUCACAAUGUCGUGUUUAACUUGUCAUCCGUGGCCGAUGAACUCGGAAAACAAUACAUGACUGAGGCGUCCCAAGUGUUAAUGUCGUCGUUAAAAACAAUUUGCAGUCCCCUGUGUAUUUCUAACGACAACAACCUGACUGUAUUCAUAACCACGACCACUCCUUUUACUAAUAUCAAGUGGUCGACGAACGAAAGUUAUGAAUUAAACAUUUCCACCAAUUCGGACCAAAUCACGGCAAACAUUACAGCGCGAACCGUGUACGGCGCUAGGAACGGAUUGGAAACAUUGCGACAGCUGAUAACGGCGUACGGCCGGCCUAAAUUUAACGGCAAGACACUGGUGAUGGCUGCAGAGGCGCAAAUAGUCGACGAGCCUGUGUACGCACACAGAGGAUUCAUGCUGGAUACAUCGAGGAAUUAUUUCCCAUUGUCGGCGAUCAGAAGAACGAUCGACGCUAUGGGUCAUUCCAAACUCAACGUAUUCCAUUGGCACGCCACAGACUCUCACAGUUUUCCAUUGGAUUUGCCUAGCGCUCCGCAAAUGGCGAGAUAUGGUGCAUAUAGUCCCGAAAAAAUAUACUCAUAUGAAGAAAUCAAAGAUCUUCUAAGGUAUGCAUUAGUUAGAGGAGUAAGAAUCAUUAUGGAAAUCGAUUCACCGGCACAUGCGGGUUACGGAUGGCAAUGGGGAAAAGAUGCAGGUUUUGGAAACAUGGUGAUUUGUCUGGGUAACCGUCCGUGGGAAGAUUAUUGUGUACAACCACCGUGUGGGCAACUUAAUCCACUAAACAAUCACACGUACACGUGGUUAGGUAAAAUUUAUAAAGAUUUGGUCAGCGUAUUUCCCAAAGGAGAAGCAUUCCACAUGGGUGGCGAUGAGGUUGCUGUGCGAUGUUGGAACACAACAGACGAAAUCGUUGAAUGGAUGCAGUCUAACAAUCGAAGCUUAGCUGAAAGCGCAUAUCUGGAUCUGUGGUCCGAAUUCCAUAAUAAAGCUUUAACUGUAUACGACAACGAAGUCGGUGAUUCAAAUUCGGACAUAAUUGUUUGGUCUAGUGGAUUGACUGAUCCAAGUAUCAUAGAGAAGCAUCUCGACAAAAAACGAUAUACCGUUGAAGUUUGGCAAGGAAAUACAGUUUCGGUUGAUUUAGCAAACUUAGGUUAUAAAGUAAUUGUGGCCGUAGAAGAUAUCUAUUACCUAGAUCACGGGUUGCGGCCACCAACUACUUACCAUUCAUGGAAGGUUAUUUACAACAACAAAUUGCCAAUGUCAAAUAAUUCUAAUCUCAUUUUAGGGGCAGAAACCUGCAUGUUUUCCGAAUUCGCUGAUGAUUUUAGUUUAGAUAUUAAAGUUUGGCCAAGAGCUGCAGCUUUAUCUGAAAGGUUAUGGGCGGAUCCGCCCACUAACGCUUUGGCGGCCGAGUACAGACUAUUGCAACACCGAGAACGACUUAUAUCAUUAGGAAUUAAACCGGAUAGAAUUACUCCAGAAUGGUGUAAUGAUCGUGAAGGCGAAUGUAUUAUUAGUUAUUGAUUUAUUCAAACAUAAAAAUAACGAAAUAAGCUAAAUUUUAUGGUAUUUUGGAUUUCAAAAUAUUUCAAUUGUAAUAGUUUCAAGUAUUUAAGAAUUAUGUGAUGAAUACUGUAUACAAUACUUUAGCUAUUAACUGUUGAACGUUCUGAGCAAAAAAAAUUUUCGAUCGCAUUUUUUCAUUAAUAUGUGACAUAACAUUUUUAACAUAUUACAAUCAUGAUUACUAAAAAUAUUGUAAAUAGUUAAAAAAAAAUUCUAAGAUAUAGUUAAAACACACAUUCACAGUUAGCUAUUUUUCUAUUCAAUGAAGAAGUAAAAAUCGACAAGAGUAAAUACUAAAUAUUUCUUAUUCAAGCGACUAGGUUGAUGAUUAUAACUACUACUGUAUUUUAAUUCCUCAUUUUCUAAGUAGUUAACAUUAUCUGUUUUCUAUAGAAAUUUGCUGCAGAGUAGAUGCAUUCACUCAUUUUUUUUAUGAUGACGGAUCACAGAGAGUGAUGACUCAUUAUUGAGUUUCUACUGUAAAUAUGAGAGUCUUGGUAAAAAAAAAAGUAAAAGCUGCCAUUGUUUUAUUCACAUUGUCAAUGAAGCUUUUCCAUACAAUAAAAAUACUUUAAAAAUA
This is a messenger RNA of Rhopalosiphum padi (bird cherry-oat aphid), 2545 nucleotides long. Its product is annotated as chitooligosaccharidolytic beta-N-acetylglucosaminidase-like. Gene Ontology annotation, cellular component: membrane. The coding region runs from base 112 to 1923 and encodes 603 amino acids. Gene Ontology annotation, biological process: ganglioside catabolic process; glycosaminoglycan metabolic process; carbohydrate metabolic process. The transcript has 9 exons. Lineage: Eukaryota; Metazoa; Arthropoda; Insecta; Hemiptera; Aphididae. The record is from RefSeq and is a predicted model, not a curated record. Gene Ontology annotation, molecular function: beta-N-acetylhexosaminidase activity.